Messenger RNA from Arvicanthis niloticus (Nile rat), 1748 nucleotides. RefSeq names its product keratin, type II cuticular Hb1-like. Gene Ontology annotation, biological process: keratinization; intermediate filament organization. Gene Ontology annotation, cellular component: keratin filament. NCBI's taxonomy places the organism in Eukaryota, Metazoa, Chordata, Mammalia, Rodentia, Muridae. Gene Ontology annotation, molecular function: structural constituent of skin epidermis. The record is from RefSeq and is a predicted model, not a curated record.
CCUCAGCUCAUAACACUGGCAACUUCGUCCUCUUGGCACACCAUCUCUUCCACCAUGACCUGUGGCUUUCCAACUGGAAACUUCAGCUGCGCCUCAGCCUGUGGGCCCAGGCCCGGCCGCUGCUGCAUCUCUGCAGCUCCCUACAGGGGCAUCUCCUGCUACCGCGGACUCUCAGGGGGCUUCGGCAGCCGCAGCGUCUGUGGGGCCUUCCGCUCCGGGUCCUGUGGACGCAGCUUCGGAUACCGCUCUGGAGGCGUCUGUGGGCCCAGCCCCCCCUGCAUCACCACAGUCUCUGUCAAUGAGAGCCUGCUCACUCCCCUCAACCUGGAGAUCGACCCCAAUGCUCAGUGCGUGAAGCAUGAGGAGAAGGAGCAGAUCAAGUGCCUCAACAGCAGGUUCGCGGCCUUCAUCGACAAGGUGCGCUUCCUGGAGCAGCAGAACAAGCUGCUGGAGACCAAGUGGCAGUUCUACCAGAACCGCAAGUGCUGUGAGAGCAACCUGGAGCCUCUGUUCGAGGGUUACAUCCAGGCACUGAGGCGCGAGGCUGAGUGUGUGGAGGCCGACAGCGGGAGGCUGGCUGCCGAGCUCAACCAUGCUCAGGAGGCCAUGGAGGGCUACAAGAAGAGGUAUGAAGAAGAAGUUUCACUCCGGGCUACAGCAGAAAAUGAGUUUGUGGCUCUGAAGAGGGACGUGGACUCUGCCUAUCUGCGUAAGUCAGACCUGGAGACCAACUCAGAGGCGCUGACCCAAGAGAUCGACUUCCUGAGGAGACUAUAUGAAGAGGAGAUCCGCAUCCUCAACGCCCACAUCUCAGACACCUCCGUCAUCGUCAAGAUGGACAACAGCAGGGACCUGAACAUGGACUGCAUCGUGGCUGAGAUCAAGGCUCAGUAUGAUGACAUUGCCACCCGCAGCCGCGCUGAGGCCGAGUCCUGGUACCGCACCAAGUGUGAGGAGAUGAAGGCCACAGUGAUCAGGCAUGGAGAGACCCUGCGCCGCACCAGAGAGGAGAUCAAUGAGCUCAACAGAAUAAUCCAGAGGCUGACUGCUGAGAUCGAGAAUGCCAAGUGCCAGAACACCAAGCUGGAGGCUGCUGUGACCCAGUCUGAGCAGCAGGGAGAGGCCGCCCUCACUGAUGCCCGCUGCAAGCUGGCUGAACUGGAGGCUGCCCUGCAGAAGGCCAAGCAGGACAUGGCCUGCCUGCUCAAGGAGUACCAGGAGGUGAUGAACUCCAAGCUGGGGCUGGACAUUGAGAUCGCCACCUACAAGCGCCUGCUGGAGGGCGAGGAGCAAAGGCUAUGUGAAGGCGUGGGAGCCGUGAAUGUCUGUGUCAGCAGCUCCCGUGGUGGAGUUGUGUGCGGGGACCUCUGUGUGUCUGGCUCACGGCCUGUGACAGGCAGUGUCUGCAGUGCCCCCUGCAGUGGGAAUGUGGCAGUAAGCACUGGCCUGUGUGCACCCUGUGGAAGCGUCCCUUGUCACCAGAGGAGGUGUUAGGAGUCAAGAGGGUGCCAGGAAGUGGCCUGGCCUAGAAGGCUGAGCACGGUAGCCUCAAGGCCUGCUGCCCUUGUGUUCUGAGAAUACAGUCCCCAUCCCCAGUAGCUGCCCCUCCAUCCAGCUACCUGCUGGCAAGGUACUUGCUGCUGAUAGAUCAGCCUCCUGCCUUAGCUGCAGCCCUGGACAUACCCAGUGCUGCUUCCUGUGCUUCUGGCUUCUAGGCCCUGUUGUGAAAUAAACUGUACCUACUUUCA